Molecule: messenger RNA, 1363 nt
Organism: Haliotis rubra (blacklip abalone)
Lineage: Eukaryota; Metazoa; Mollusca; Gastropoda; Lepetellida; Haliotidae
Exons: 2
Coding region: 25-669 (214 amino acids)
Source: RefSeq, a predicted model, not a curated record
CACGUAUAUCUCCCAUGCGAGGAGAUGAUGAAUACACACAGAAGAACAGAGAGGUUACGAAAAUCUGUAUUUUUCUUCACGAUCGGAUUAAUAUGUGGUGUGCUCAUAUUCCAUACUUACUUAAAACAAUAUGGUUGCCUUGUGGAUUUAACAGCUGCUGGUAUUCAAAUGACACCAACAAUAUUCGUUGGAAUCAUAAGACAUAAACAUGAUGUGAAUGAAACAUUGCUGAAGAUGCUGAAGAUGCUGCAGAAUGACAAGGUAGAUGUCACAGCUCUAGUCUGCCAGGAGGAUGGUGAGGUAGAACGUUCUUCAGACCUUUCAGGAUGCACACAGCAGCUGUACCAGCAUCAGAAUAUGUAUGAAUGGUUCGUGUUGACACCUGAUGUCGUCAACGUCGACGUUCUGUCGUCACUACUGUUGUCGCUUCCUCAUCAGGUCCCGGUAUCCAUCGUCCAUCCGCAGUGUCCGAGCCUGUUUAACCUACCUCACCAGUCCCAUGUCCUUAUAUUGAACCAGGCAGCACUUACCCUACUACUGAGGCACCGUAUGGGGAUCGACAGUACUGCCAUGUGUGAUGCGUUGAUGCAAGAAACAGUUAACCUAACUUUGGAAAAGGUUGCAGCUCUGUAUGGAGGGGAGCCGAGGAGAUUCAACGAAUGUUUUUGACAAAAUACUUCCUACAUUGCUAGAAGAGAACAUCUAUGCUGUGGCGAUAAGACAUCUCCAAGCGAGACUCCGACAACUUCAAUUUCGAACUGUUUUCCUAACACAAGCCAUCAGCUUUAUUGACAUAACCCAGUCAUCAGAUCAACCAUUGUUACCCAUCGAUCCAAGGCAUAUACGAGAAGGCGGAUAUCAACUGAAAGAAUGGGAUUUUAUAAACGCAUCCCGAGUUCAUUCUCUCUCAAACAGCAAUGCGCAGCCCACAGAAUCUGUCUACAAUAGAGGACGAAGGCUCAUUCUAAACAAAUCGCUAAACGUUGUUAUCAACGUCUUUUCCGGUACCCAACCUGCCUGCAUCUAUCAAAGAGUAGUUGUCGGGAGAGCAGUAGAACAUAUAAUGAUCCACAGCCAGAGAGAAAGCACUUUUCCACGCAACUACAAAACCGUUCAACGUUUCAAUACACCAAGAUUCCAAGAAAUAAAACCACAAAGAGACAUCGAUCUGGUUAUAGUGCUCCCCUUGUUUAAAAGGUCUGCAGAUUUUAUCCGUUUUAUCAAACGGUUAAGGUCAGUAGCUUUGGAUUUCAAAGGGUUUCUUAUGUUAAAUAUCGUGUUAUUCCGAGACAAAAAGGGGGAACACAUACGAACUUUAGACGCUGCUGUCCCAUCGACUGAUAGCCUUGUCGUCAAGGUUAUC